This is a messenger RNA of Zingiber officinale, 1205 nucleotides long. Its product is annotated as probable carboxylesterase 17. The transcript has a single exon. The coding region runs from base 23 to 1141 and encodes 372 amino acids. NCBI's taxonomy places the organism in Eukaryota, Viridiplantae, Streptophyta, Magnoliopsida, Zingiberales, Zingiberaceae. Gene Ontology annotation, molecular function: hydrolase activity. The record is from RefSeq and is a predicted model, not a curated record.
CUGUCGCGCUAGCCAAGAUCACAUGAGCAGAUUGGAAAUUAGAUUUUUUCCAUUCCGUUGUUGGAUGGGAGCCGUUUCGCAGCAGCUGACCCAGCUAAGCAUUAGUGGUGGUGGUGGUGGUGUUAAUAAUAAGGACGACGCUGCUGGCCACGGCGCCGUGGUGGAGGAGAUCAACGGCCUCAUCAGGCUCUACAAGGAUGGCCACGUGGAACGCCUCCCCGCCGUGGCUGAUGUCCCAUGCACGUGGACCCCCCAGCCCGGCGUGGUCAGCCAAGACGUCUCCCUCGCCCCCUCCGCCGCCCUCUGGGCUCGCCUCCACCUCCCCGCGCACCCCCUGCAGACCCGCGCCCGCCUCCUCCCCCUUCUCGUCUACUUCCACGGCGGCGGAUUCUGCGUCGGCUCGCCCUCCUGGCGCUGCUACCACGAGUUCCUCGCGCGCCUCGCCGCGCACGCCGCCUGCGCCGUCCUCUCCGUCAGCUACCGCCUCGCGCCCGAGCAUCGCCUCCCCGCCGCCUUCCAGGACGGCCUCUCCGCCCUGCGCUGGGUGCGGCAGCAAGCGGCGCCCUCCCUACGGGAGGACCCUGCGGGCUCGUGGCGCGCCCGCUGCGACUUCGGCCGCGUGUUCCUCGGCGGCGACAGCGCGGGCGCCGCCAUCGCCUACCGCGUGGCGGCGGCCGGGGGGAUGGAUCCGGCGGCGCCCCGGUCGGCCUUCUGCCUCAGGGGCGUCAUCCUCAUCCAGCCCUUCUUCGGCGGGGUGGAGCGGACGUCGUCGGAGAAGAACCAGCCAGCGCCGAAGGCGUCGUCGGCACUGACCCCGUCCACCUCGGACUGCUACUGGCGGAUGGCGCUGCCUGCGGGGGCGGACCGUGACCACCCCUGGUGCAAUCCCCUGUCGAAGAAGGCACCGCCGGCGGAGGUCCAGCGGCUUCCACCCCUGCUCGUCUGCGUCUCCGAUUUGGACAUAUUGAGGGACAGAAACCUGGAUCUGUGCAAAGCCCUGCGUUAUUCCGGCGAGAGCGUGGAGGAGAAGACGUACGCCGACGUCGGCCACGCCUUCCAGGUCCUGCACAACUACCCAAUGUCGCAAAACCGGACGAUCGACAUGUUAGCCGACAUCAAAGCCUUCAUUAGCUCUAGAUAAUAUUAACUAAUUGUUUAUUCUGAUGAAUUACAGACACUACAAAUAGCAUCUUUAAUUUCAACUA